AUGUGGAUUGAAAGAAACCUCAUAGCGUCUAUAUUACUAUUUUCAACUUCAGCUUAUGCGGCAUUCAAACCCAGGAUAGUUAAAAAGGAAUUUGAUGACCUUUUGAAUCCAAUAUACUUUAACGAUUCAUCGACAGUACUAGGUCUAGUAGAUCAGACGCUGUUAAUUUCCAACGAUGAUGGAAAAUCAUGGACUAACUUGCAGGAGGUUAUUACACCUGGGGAAAUUGAUCCGCUGACAAUUGUAAACAUUGAAUUCAAUCCAUCCGCAUCUAAGGCUUUUGUAUUCACUGCUAGUAAGCACUACCUUACUUUAGACAAAGGAUCCACCUGGAAAGAAUUUCAAAUUCCUCUUGAAAAAUAUGGUAACAGAAUAGCCUACGACGUUGAGUUUAAUUUUGUUAACGAAGAACAUGCAAUCAUAAGAACAAGGUCUUGCAAACGUCGUUUUGAUUGUAAGGAUGAGUAUUUUUAUUCGUUAGAUGACUUGCAAAGCGUUGACAAGAUCACCAUUUCUGACGAAAUUGUCAAUUGCCAGUUUUCACAAUCUUCCACUAGCUCAGAUUCCCGCAAAAACGAUGCCAUCACUUGCGUAACGCGUAAACUGGAUUCCAACCGACACUUCUUGGAGUCGAACGUUCUGACAACCUUGAACUUUUUCAAGGAUGUUACUAGCUUGCCCGCCAGUGAUCCAUUAACUAAGAUGCUUAUCAAGGAUAUACGUGUUGUUCAAAAUUACAUUGUAUUGUUUGUCAGUUCGGAUAGAUACAACAAAUAUUCACCCACUCUUCUUUUCAUUUCCAAAGAUGGAAAUACGUUUAAGGAAGCCAGUUUACCAGAUUCUGAAGGUACAUCACCGUCGGUGCACUUUUUGAAAAGUCCUAAUCCCAAUUUGAUAAGAGCAAUUCGGCUAGGGAAAAAGAACUCACUAGAUGGUGGUGGCUUUUAUUCAGAAGUUCUACAAUCUGACUCUACAGGGUUACACUUUCACGUUCUUCUGGACCACUUAGAAGCAAAUUUGCUUUCGUACUAUCAAAUAGAGAACUUAGCGAACCUUGAAGGAAUCUGGAUUGCCAACCAAAUCGACACUUCCAGCAAGUUUGGCUCAAAAUCCGUUAUAACAUUUGAUGCAGGUUUAACGUGGUCUCCUGUGACAGUAGAUGAAGACGAAGAUAAAAGUUUGCACAUCAUUGCGUUUGCUGGUGAAAAUAGCCUUUAUGAGUCCAAGUUUCCGGUUUCGACUCCAGGAAUUGCCUUGAGGAUAGGGCUUAUUGGCGAUAGUAGUGAUGCACUUGAUAUUGGCAGCUAUAGGACAUUUUUAACCAGAGAUGCAGGGCUAACAUGGUCUCAAGUUUUUGAUAAUGUCUCUGUUUGCGGCUUUGGAAACUAUGGAAACAUCAUAUUAUGCUGUUCGUAUGAUCCACUACUUCGAUCUGAGCCUUUGAAAUUUCGUUAUUCUUUGGAUCAAGGUCUUAACUGGGAAAGUAUUGAUUUAGGCUUCAACGGAGUCGCUGUUGGCGUUUUGAACAAUAUAGACAAUAGCAGUCCUCAAUUCCUUGUGAUGACGAUUGCCACGGAUGGUAAGUCUUCAAAGGCUCAGCAUUUCUUGUAUUCAGUUGAUUUUUCUGAUGCGUAUGAGAAGAAAAUAUGUGAUGUUACAAAAGACGAAUUAUUUGAAGAAUGGACGGGAAGAAUAGAUCCGGUGACGAAGCUGCCUAUUUGUGUUAACGGUCACAAGGAAAAAUUCAGAAGACGGAAGGCUGACGCUGAAUGCUUCUCUGGUGAACUUUUUCAAGACCUAACUCCAAUUGAAGAGCCAUGUGAUUGUGAUCCGGAUAUUGAUUACGAAUGUUCGCUUGGAUUUGAGUUCGAUGCAGAGUCUAACCGAUGUGAGCCAAAUUUGUCAAUCCUGUCCAGUCACUAUUGUGUUGGGAAAAACUUAAAGAGAAAAGUGAAAGUAGAUAGAAAGUCGAAAGUUGCAGGCACAAAAUGUAAAAAGGAUGUCAAACUUAAGGAUAAUUCUUUCACUUUAGACUGUUCCAAAACAUCUGAACCAGAUCUCAGCGAGCAAAGAAUUGUUAGUACCACCAUAAGCUUUGAAGGUUCUCCAGUACAAUACAUUUAUUUGAAACAGGGGACCAACACAACCCUUCUUGACGAAACAGUCAUUUUAAGAACAUCACUACGAACUGUGUACGUGUCUCAUAACGGGGGAACAACUUUUGAUAGAGUUAGUAUCGAAGAUGAUGUGUCAUUUAUUGACAUCUAUACAAACCAUUACUUUCCAGAUAAUGUUUAUUUGAUCACUGAUACAGAUGAGCUGUACGUUUCGGAUAAUAGAGCUAUCUCUUUCCAGAAAGUUGACAUGCCUUCAAGAGCUGGUUUGGAGCUUGGAGUUCGAGCUCUAACCUUUCAUAAGAGUGACCCUAACAAGUUUAUUUGGUUCGGUGAGAAAGAUUGUAACUCUAUUUUUGACAGAAGUUGUCAAACACAAGCUUAUAUUACGGAAGACAACGGCUUAUCUUUCAAGCCUCUUUUGGAAAAUGUUAGAUCAUGUUACUUUGUUGGAACAACUUUUGAUUCCAAGCUGUAUGAUUUUGACCCGAACUUAAUCUUUUGCGAGCAGAGAGUUCCAAAUCAACGUUUCUUGAAACUUGUAGCCAGUAAGGACUAUUUCUAUGAUGACAAAGAAGAGCUGUAUCCUAAGAUUAUUGGAAUUGCUACUACCAUGAGCUUUGUUAUCGUAGCGACUAUCAACGAAGACAAUAGAUCAUUGAAGGCGUUUAUAACCGCGGAUGGGUCUACUUUUGCGGAGCAAUUGUUUCCUGCAGAUCUGGAUUUUGGAAGAGAAGUAGCGUACACAGUUAUUGACAAUUGGGAAUCAAAAACACCCAAUUUCUUUUUCCAUUUGACAACUUCUGAAGAUAAAGAUUUGGAAUUUGGAGCUUUACUGAAAUCAAACUACAAUGGAACAACCUAUACGCUUGCUGCCAACAAUGUCAAUAGAAACGAUAGAGGUUACGUUGACUAUGAAAUCGUUCUAAACUUAAACGGCAUUGCUCUCAUCAAUACAGUUAUUAACUCGAAGGAACUUGAAUCCGAGCAGUCCCUUGAAACUGCUAAAAAACUGAAAACUCAAAUAACGUACAACGACGGGUCUGAAUGGGUGUAUCUGAAACCGCCAACCAUUGAUUCAGAAAAGAACAAGUUUUCGUGCGUCAAAGAUAAGUUGAGCUUGGAAAAAUGCUCAUUGAACCUCAAGGGUGCCACUGAUCGGCCAGACAGCAGAGACUCCAUUUCUUCUGGUUCUGCUGUUGGUCUACUUUUUGGAGUAGGUAACGUUGGGGAAUACCUGAACCAAGAUUCAUCAGGUCUAGCAUUGUAUUUUUCGAAGGAUGCGGGCAUCUCUUGGAAGGAGAUUGCCAAAGGAGAUUAUAUGUGGGAAUUUGGAGAUCAAGGAACAAUCCUCGUAAUUGUUGAGUUCAAGAAGAAGGUUGACACUUUGAAAUACUCAUUGGAUGAAGGAGAAACGUGGUUCGACUACAAGUUUGCAAAUGAAAAAACAUAUGUUUUGGACCUAGCAACUGUGCCUUCAGAUACUUCACGGAAGUUCAUCAUCCUCGCCAACAGAGGCGAGGAGGGAGAUCAUGAAACUGUUGUUCACACAAUAGACUUCAGUAAGGUUCACCAGCGUCAAUGUUUAUUGAAUUUACAAGAUAGUAACGCUGGUGAUGAUUUCGAAUAUUGGAGUCCGAAGAACCCAAGCGCUGUUGACGGGUGUAUGCUAGGGCAUGAAGAGUCUUACCUAAAAAGGAUUGCAUCCCACUCGGAUUGUUUUAUUGGGAACGCACCCCUAUCAGAGAAAUACAAAGUGAUUAAGAACUGCGCUUGCACAAGGAGAGAUUACGAAUGUGAUUACAAUUUUGCUCUUGCCAAUGAUGGAACUUGUAAAUUGGUGGAAGGAGAGUCUCCUUUGGAUUACUCUGAAGUUUGUAGAAGGGAUCCAACUUCCAUUGAAUAUUUUUUGCCUACUGGGUACAGAAAGGUGGGAUUGAGUACUUGUGAAGGCGGACUAGAACUGGAUAAUUGGAAUCCCGUUCCAUGUCCAGGAAAAACCAGAGAAUUCAAUAGAAAAUACGGCACCGGCGCCACCGGAUACAAGAUUGUGGUCAUAGUAGCAGUGCCUUUAUUGGUUCUCUUGAGCGCCACUUGGUUCCUAUAUGAGAAAGGAAUAAAAAGGAAUGGAGGUUUUGCCAGAUUUGGAGUUAUUCGAUUAGGCGAAGAUGACGACGAUGACUUGCAAAUGAUUGAGGAGAAUAAUACUGACAAAGUAGUCAAUGUUGUAGUGAAAGGCCUCAUUCAUGCAUUCAGAGCAGUUUUUGUGAGCUAUUUAUUUUUCCGCAAACGUGCGGCCAAGAUGUUUGGUGGAUCGUCCUUUUCACACAGACACAUAUUGCCUCAAGAUGAGGAUGCUCAAGCCUUUUUAGCCAGCGACUUGGAGUCAGAGAGUGGAGAGCUUUUCCGAUAUGCAAGCGACGAUGACGAUGCCCGAGAGAUUGACAGCGUGAUCGAGGGAGGAAUUGAUGUCGAAGACGACGACGAGGAGAAUAUCAAUUUUGAUUCCCGGUAG
Messenger RNA from Komagataella phaffii GS115, 4629 nucleotides. RefSeq lists its product as uncharacterized. Lineage: Eukaryota; Fungi; Ascomycota; Pichiomycetes; Pichiales; Pichiaceae. The coding region runs from base 1 to 4629 and encodes 1542 amino acids. Gene Ontology annotation, cellular component: membrane; Golgi apparatus. Gene Ontology annotation, molecular function: protein binding. The record is from RefSeq and is a predicted model, not a curated record. Gene Ontology annotation, biological process: Golgi to vacuole transport; Golgi to endosome transport; protein targeting to vacuole. The transcript has a single exon.